UAAAUAAAUAAAAAAAUAGUUGGAACAAUAUUACUGAGUGUUUGAGUUCCAUAAAGCAUCUCGAGUGAUUAAUAUAAAGUGUGUUUAUGUUUUCUUUAAAACGGCGCCGCAAACUGGUCUGUCGGCUUUAGGACCCAGGUGCGUGGCAGCCAGCAGACACCGGUUGAUGAGAUGGUCCUCUCGGCAUCACACAUCUUAUUACCGGACAAAGAGCUGCCGUUCACCCCGGACAGAGUAGUCGGAGGUAAACUUACCAGACGGUGAAGGUGGACCACCAACACGAGAUAAAGUGAGAGCAUUUUUCGUUACCGUUGUCUGACCGCGUCACCCCGCACCGUGGCAAGAAGACUCAGUCGCUUGUCUCACCGGCGACAACCAUGAGCCAGAGGUUCACCGUCUCCAAGAGCGACGGCGACCGGCGCCCCUCAGACAUCCAGGGGGAGGUGAACCAGCUGUUUGAGGGAGACGAGCCUCCGACCAGCAGCGGCGCGGAGGGGGAUGAUGCUGCCGGUACCGAAGCGGUGGUGGUGCUGAGAGAUGCUGUCCAUAUUUUCUCCACCGGGUUGUCAAAUGUUCCUGUGUUUACAACAGCUUUUUCAAGCCAGCAUAGUGGGAGCCUGAAGGAUUCUUCCCAGUGUGUUGUGGGUGACAGUAACCCCAAGGAGAGCAGCCCCUUCAUCAACAGCAGUGAUGUUGCCGCAGAGAAGAGUCAGCAGUAUGACGGCAAGCACAUGGCCUUGUUUGAGGAGGAGAUGGACACCAGCCCCAUGGUGUCGUCUCUUCUCAGCAGUCUGGCCAACUACUCCAACCUGCCCCAAGGUAGCAAGGAGCACGAGGAGGCAGAGAACAACGAGGCUGAGUCAUCACGCAAGAAACCUGUCAAGGCCCCCCAGCUUGGCACUCUGAUGGGCGUCUAUCUGCCGUGCAUCCAGAACAUCUUUGGAGUCAUCCUCUUCCUCAGGAUGACCUGGUUGGUUGGCAUCGGAGGUGUCAUCGGGACUUUCGUCAUCGUCUUCAUGUGCUGUGCCACAACCAUGCUGACUGCCAUCUCGAUGAGUGCCAUCGCUACCAAUGGAGUAGUGCCAGCUGGAGGCUCCUACUACAUGAUAUCGCGUUCGCUGGGCCCUGAGUUUGGGGGAGCAGUGGGGAUCUGCUUCUACCUGGGGACCACCUUCGCUGGAGCCAUGUACAUCCUGGGGGCCAUCGAGCUGCUCCUGAUCUACAUAGUGCCCAAAGCGGCCAUCUUUCCCCUGGAGGGCCUGGAAGGAGCUGAGGCGGAGGCUGCCCUGUUGAACAACAUGCGCGUGUACGGGACCAUCCUGCUGAUCUCCAUGGCCACAGUGGUGUUUGUCGGCGUGAAAUAUGUCAACAAACUGGCCCUGGUGUUUCUGGCCUGCGUCAUUCUCUCUAUCCUGGCUGUCUACGCCGGGGUCAUCAAGACUGCCGUCGAUGCUCCCGAUUUCCCUGUGUGCGUUUUGGGGAACCGCACUUUAGUGUGGAAGACGUUUGAUGUGUGUGCCAAGACCAUUGAGACAGCUAAUGGGACAGUCACCACCCAGCUGUGGAAUAUGUUCUGUGAUUCACCUUUCCUCAACGCUACCUGCGACAAGUACUUUACUGCCAACAAUGUGACUCAGAUCCAGGGCAUCCCAGGGGUCACCAGUGGGAUCCUGGCAGAGAACCUGUUUGGGACCUACUAUGAGAAGGGGGAUCUGAUAGCCAGGAUGAGAAUGGAGUCUGUGGAAGAACAGGACGACACUCUGACCAACGCAAACCGCUACGUGUUGGCUGACAUCACCAGCUUUUUCACGUUGCUGGUCGGCAUCUACUUCCCCUCUGUGACAGGGAUCAUGGCUGGUUCCAACCGCUCUGGAGACCUGCGUGAUGCCCAGAAGUCUAUCCCCAUUGGAACCAUUGCAGCCAUCACCACCACCUCCACUGUCUACAUGUCCAGUGUGGUUCUGUUUGGUGCCUGCAUCGAGGGUGUGGUCCUCAGAGACAAGUUCGGGGAAGGAGUCCACGGGAACUUGGUGAUUGGCACGUUGGCUUGGCCGUCACCGUGGGUGAUUGUGAUUGGCUCCUUCUUCUCCACCUGCGGGGCAGGCCUUCAGAGUCUGACAGGAGCUCCUCGCCUCCUGCAGGCCAUCGCCAAGGACGGCAUUGUGCCUGCCCUUCGGAUCUUUGGCCAUGGAAAGGCCAAUGGAGAACCCACGUGGUCCCUCCUGCUGACAGCUUUUAUCUGCGAGACCGGCAUCCUCAUUGCCUCACUGGAUGCAGUGGCUCCCAUCCUUUCCAUGUUCUUCCUGAUGUGCUACAUGUUUGUGAACCUGGCCUGCGCCCUGCAGACACUGCUGAGGACUCCCAACUGGAGACCCCGCUUCAAGUUCUACCACUGGACUCUGUCCUUCCUGGGGAUGAGCUUGUGUCUCACUCUCAUGUUCCUCUGCUCCUGGUACUAUGCCAUCGUCGCCAUGGUGAUUGCCGGCUCUAUCUACAAGUAUAUUGAGUUUGCAGGUGCGGAGAAAGAAUGGGGUGACGGGAUACGAGGUCUGUCUCUGAGUGCUGCACGUUACGCUCUCAUGCGGCUGGAGGAAGGUCCCCCGCACACCAAGAACUGGAGGCCCCAGUUGCUGGUGCUGGUUAGUACAGAUGGCGAGCAAAAUGUGGAGCAGCCUCGUCUGUUUUCUCUGACCAACCAGCUGAAGGCGGGCAAAGGUUUAACCAUUGUUGGAACAGCUCUAGAGGGCACCUACCUGGAGAACAGUGACCAGGCCCAGCGUGCAGAGCAGGCACUGCGUAAAUUGAUGGAGACUGAGAAGGUAAAGGGCUUCUGUCAAGUGACUGUGUCCUCGAACCUACGUGAUGCCACCUCCCACCUGCUCCAGGCCAGUGGGCUCGGAGGCCUGAAACAUAACGCUGUGCUGGUCUCCUGGCCACGCAACUGGAAGCAAGGAGACGAGCACCAGACCUGGAGGAACUUCAUCGAGUUGGUCCGAGAAACUACUGCUGCUCACCUGGCUCUGCUUGUCCCGAAGAACAUCGCGGCCUUCCCGUCCAAUGGCGAGCGCUUCACUGAGGGUCACAUUGACGUGUGGUGGAUUGUCCAUGAUGGAGGCAUGCUGAUGCUGCUCCCAUUCCUUCUCCGCCAGCACAAGGUUUGGAGGAAGUGCAAGAUGCGCAUCUUCACUGUGGCCCAGAUGGACGACAACAGCAUCCAAAUGAAAAAGGACCUGACCACAUUCCUCUAUCAUCUCCGUAUUGAUGCGAUGGUGGAAGUUGUAGAAAUGCAUGACAGUGACAUCUCAGCCUACACUUACGAGAAGACCCUGGUGAUGGAACAACGGUCGCAGAUGCUUAAACAGAUCAACCUGACCAAGACUGAGCGCGAGAGAGAGAUCCAGAGCAUCACUGAUUCGUCCCGCGGCUCCAUCCGUCGUAAGAACCCGGCUGCUGUGACCACCCAGCUCAGUGUGACCGAGGACCCGCCAGCAGCCAGCAAGGAGGAGAAACCAGAGGAAGAGGUCCAGCUCAUCCAUGACAACACCACCCCAGCCAGCCCCGCAACCCCAGCCACCCCGUUGACUCCCACAGAGGGGGCUCAGAGCCCCGGGGAGCAGGUCCAGAUGACCUGGACUGAGAAGUGUGACGGCGAGCCAGCCAAGCCGCCCGGCGCAGCCACACCAGAGGGCAUCAAAGACAUCUUCAACAUGAAGCCUGAGUGGGAGAACCUGAACCAGUCCAAUGUGCGACGUAUGCACACAGCACUCCGGCUGAAUGAAGUUAUCCUCAAAAAGUCCUCAGAGGCUAAGCUAGUCCUCCUCAACAUGCCCGGGGCACCCAAGAACCGGACAGGUGACGAGAACUACAUGGAGUUCCUUGAGGUUCUCACUGAGGGUCUCAACCGGGUCCUCCUGGUCCGUGGAGGCGGCCGUGAGGUUAUCACCAUCUACUCCUGAAAGAGCAGCCCCCUCCCCCUACCCACUACCACCCCUCCACCCCUCCCUCAGCCCCGUUCCUGUGUCUCCUGUGCUCCCACCCUCUCAUCAACGCUGCUUCAUCAUCAUGUCGCCCUUACCGUUUAUUUCUGUAAGGUAAUCUUCUCAUGCCCGGCUCAGCUUCAGCACCUCUCCCUCAGCUCCAUCCCCAGCAGACCGAUGAGCAGCAUCACAUGCUUAGCUACUAAACCUCUCAUUCUAGUACAAUAACCUACUUUAACCAUCGUAGGCUCUAGACUAAUUUAGAUGCUAUCUAGAUUUGUUCUUAAAGAGACGUUGUUCUUUCUUUGCUAGUCUGUAAUCUACUCGCAUUGAGUCACUCGGUCAGGAGGAGGUGGUGGUGGGCGUUGGGUCGUUAGCUGAGGUGUGAGCGCAUAUGCAUGUAUGUGUCUGUCUUUGCUUUAAUCUCUGCAGAUUCCUUUAUUUUUUUGUUGUUUUCCAAAUACAAGUGUGGCAUAGAAGCGGCUUCUGCUUGGAAAGAACGAGAGCCAGCUGAAAUGAGCUCAGUGUAGGAUUGUCUGUUUAGUUCCCUUCGUGGUGAAUGGACACCUCCCACAGCAUUCCAGCCUGUCGUCUUUGAUGUGAAUUAUCUUUCAAGGAAAAAGACACUGCUACCCACGGCCAGGAGCACCAGCUGGAAGCAGGAUGAUGUAGUCAAGUACGAACUGUGAAACUCACAUUGACAUUCGAAGAAGACUGAAAAGGCACGUGGAUCAGACCUGCAGUGUUAUCUUUAACCUGAUCACUCCUCAGCACGACUCCACUUGUUCUGUUAUCCGCCAUCACUGUCUUUCUAACCCAUCCUCCUUUCAACUCAUUUCUUAGUGGCUGUUUAUCCCUGAGGCCACUGUUAGUGCCAAAAAAAAAUAACAACAACAACAAGGCUAGCUUAGUUUGUAGAGAUUGACACGUAAUUAAACUGUGAAUAGAGCGUUUCCUAGCAGAAGGCUGGUGUGAGAGCAGAGUGGGAAGACAGUACAACCCCCCCUCUCCCACCCCCCACCCCCCAACCACCACCCCAGGGGAGAUUAUCAUUGCCAGCACCCCUCGACCCUCGUGUGGAUCACUGUAAAUAAUGUACAAGCUCUGACGCGUUGUUCAGUAUGAGUGUAGUAUUUUUGUGACAUACUAAAAAGCUUCUAGUGGAGAGAAAACGGUCCUUCGAUCGGAGGGACAGCUCAAAAACGCUGUUUUUAAAAGUUUAUUUAUUUAUUUAUUUAUUUAUUGGAUGGCAUAGGCUCCUGUCACUAUGGUAACUGUCAUUGUAACCUCGACAAGCACUGCAUCUGCACUGUCCGCCACUGUGCAACAAGUGAAAAUUUUGAUGAAUUCAUCAAGUUCAUUAAAAUAAAAAUAAAAAAAUACUAAAUGUUAUUUUUUCAUCUAGAGAACAAAUAUGUAUUUAUGUUUAUAGACAGAAGUUACACAUAUUGAUGAAAUAGUUGUAUAUCAUUUUGAUUGUCACUCAAGAAUAUAUUGCUGUUUUGCCAAAUUUCGAUACUUUAAAUGUGCCAUAUCAAAGUAUUUUUCACAGAGAAAUAGUAAACAAAAUUCUAUUGAUUAAAUCAGAGAGAACAAAGUGGGCUAAAAUAAGAAAACCUAGGUGUCCACAUGAAACUGUUGUUGGAAAGUCGCCCUGUAGAUGAUUAGAGAGUAUAUGUUCAGAUCUCUGUAAAACUACAAACAUUCAGUUCUCGCUGAAGGGAGAUUUUGAACAUCUAUCGAUUGAUUGUUUAUGGGGUCUAGUCUAAAAUAAAUAGAGAGGACAAUGGCUUCUGUAGCUGGGAAACUCACUUUGUCCACAAGGCUGAACUCUAUGCAGUAGACUCUCCAGUGAGCUUUUAUAUCCUCUUAGAUUGGUUAAGAUUUGAGCCACACAUGUCCCUGACUGAAUGACUUGUGAGCAAAUCAUAUUUAGGUUUAAAAGUGCAUCUUGGAAGGAAUGUGCAAUAGUUGAAAUCCGGACUCAUGUGAUCAUGUUAAUUUAUUUUUUUACACAUAUAUUUUGUAUAUGUAGAUUUCGUGAGUCUUAUGAAUCCAGAAUCAUCUCACUCUGACCAAGGACAGCUGUCACUUUGAUUAUUUCUGUUUCUUUUCUUAAAGAAACUGUUUUUGGUCAUUUGCACUUAUAGUAGAAAUAUGAAUAUAAAUAAAUACGUAUAUAUACACACAGUAUAUACAAUAUAGGGAAGCAAAACAAAUUAGUUUCUAGAACUAUUUAAAAACAGUAUUAAAUGUUUUUAGUGUUGCUUGAAUGUCGGACCAUAUGUUGUGAAUGCUGCUAGUAUCAAUAGAUUUAUUUGUACUGUAAAUAGAGAAGACUAAAGCAACAUUAAAGAUCAAGUGAAAAAGGGUAAAGACAUACAUAUCAGUGGUGGUGGUUGUCUAACAAGACAAAGCUGUACGUGUUGACAUUUGGCCUGUGAUCUCUGGACAGGGUUAGCUUUCUGUUUUAUUAGAAAACUAUACUGAAUACCUUGAUGCAAUAUUACAACUGAGGGCAAAUCCUCCACCCUUUUAUUCUCUUUUUAAAAAAAAAAAAGCUCUCUUGAUUAUUACCAUUUUUAAUCCCAUAAUUAAAGUGAACCAAUUUUAAACUAACAUAUUAUUAAUUUACAUAGUUUACUUAAAGAAACUGGCAAAAAUGUUUGAAUAUGAAUAUUUAUCUGCUAAAGAUUGCUGUUUGCAAAAUUUUUAACACUCCUAACCUUUGACACCUGUGAUAGUCAAGAAGCAGCCGCUCCUAGUUUUCAAAGAUUUAGGGUGCCAAGUCAUGAUUUUCUUUUAAAAAGCUUGUCACACUUAACUCUGACGAAGGUGUUGUUGUUACGCUCACAUCAGUGUUUGGAAGAACGUGGCUAUUUUGGAAUCGUCUCCACAACAUUGCCUGCAUCAACUGAGCCUUUUAAAUUUAUUCAACAGAAAAAAAAAAAAGAUAUCUGAUGUUUAUUGGAGAGGUUUAUUGGAAAUGAAUUUAUUUAUUGAAUUAUAAAUGUUUUAUAAUUGCUGUUUGCAUGGUACUAUGUGGCAAUAUUUGUUUUAGUGGUUUCUAUAGUGAUGACUUAUAUGUUCAAGGUGCAGACUGAGAGAAAAAAAAAAAGGCUGUCAAACGUUCUCAUUGAGUUACAGAUUUUGAGAACUCAGGAGUGUUUUGCUGUACGUUCGGCAACAUGGCUAGACCUUGAAAACAAGUCUUUUGCAAAAAAUAAGAAAAAGUAUGAGUUCACUAUAUUGUUACUUGUUAUAUUUCAAUCUUGCUCAUGUAGUCUUAUGUAACGUAAUUGGGGAUUUUGAGUUUGCGAAUGGAUGGGCCUUAGGAAUGGUCAUUUCACCUUUGUAAAUAUAUAUCACUGAAGUCAGAGACACUGUAACCUGCUAUUGUUGUCUUUUGUUGUACACUGUUCUAUCACUGUGGACAAAGUCUUAGAGUUUUGUAUGAUUAUGUGCAAUAUUGUUCUCAUGUUGAUAUUUUUUUCAUUUUGUCACAGUUAUUUAAUUUAUAUAAACCACUGGAGGUGUCAGCAAUCACUUAUUUCAUCUGAAUGUUUGUCACCAGGUCUUACGGACCAUAAAGAUCUAAAGUGUUCAUCCCAAAUGUGACUGAGACAGCAAAGCACUUUACACUGAGGGGGCACUCUGUGACAGGAUCAGUCUGCAUGAAUUGGGGGGGUCCAACUAGAGCCAGCCUGCUCUGUACAGACUCUAUCCCACAGUGAUCUCUGGUGGCACACGAGUGUAUUACAGCCAGCUGUGGAGGUCUGACAGCUCAGACUAUAAAAUAUGAUUAAUUCCCAUCAUUUUGCUGCAGUUUUAAACUGCAAUAAUCCCGAGACCUACCUGCUGAUUUUGUUUACAUCGAUUCAUUCGAGCAUUUUACUUGGACAUUUUAGCAUGCAUCACGUUCUUUCCUUUCUCUUGCCAAACUUCUUAAAAAGAAUAUUAGUAACUGUUAUAUUUAUAGUGCUUGUCACUCAAUCUGUGAGGUGAGCCUUCCCAGAAACCCUCACCCCCCCCCCCCCCCCCCCCCCUACCUGCCCAAAAUCCCUGGCCUCCCCCCAUCCCAGCCACAAAAUCCACCCCAGCUCUGUAUUUUAAAUGUGAUUGCAGUAUAAUUCUGAAAAAUGAUCAAAGAAUAUAAAACUUGCGCUUCCAAUUCUGGUACCGGCUCUGCUUGGAACGACACAAGAUGGUCAACUUAGAAACCAGCACGUCCCUCCCUCCCCUCCCCUCAACACAACUGAUCAGAGAUUUAGAUCAGAACCUUCGCCUGCACAACUGUAGCAUGAGACAAACUUGCCGGUGAUCAUUACUCAGUCUCCAUCCUUAAAUGGAUAUUAAGGGCUCUGAAACACAUCUGUUACCGGGUUGAGGAGGCUGUCCUGUUAAGACACCGUCAGAGAAAAUACAAGAAAAUCCCAGAUUACGGCAGAAGAGAGGGCACACAGUCUGUAGCUGAGAUAAGAUCGUACACUUCAGUAUCCUCGCAGAUGCAUCAGACAGACGCGCCUGAUGUUGGGAGGAAAUACAACAGCUGCACUUAAAUCUCACAGUUGAUCUCUCUGGGAAUCAGAUGAGAAAAUGUCAAAGUGGCCGUCGCAGACGCGGUGCAAGCAGAGCCCCGUCCCAGUUAUGUUGUGUAACUCAGUGCAUGCAUGCAAUUACCCUGAACAAGGUGUAUUGAUAAUAUAUUGGGUGUUUGUGGUAUAAAAGUAUUUUUGUUUUUAUCAGUUAAGACACUUUUAUUUCUAGUAGUAUGAUUUUUUUUUUCCUCUUUUCCUUAGGACUGGCCAAUCAGUGUAUCCAAGAUGAAUAUUAUUAUAGUACAAGAUUCUAUUUUUUAUGGUAGAUUUGUUGACAAGGUCCUCUUAUUGUGUCAAAUUUUAUCUACAGAUAAACUGAUUACCAAAGUAUAUUUCAGUUAACUACAUAAAUGAUAGUGUGCAAAUGCGUGCUCCAGUGAAUUAGACGAAGCCAAAUCUUAUAAAACGUUUUAGCAAAGAGAUAAAAUUACUAUUUCAAUGUGGUAAAACAAGAAGCAUCAGAAGUGCCAAAGUAUCAGAAAUGCCUCCGCGAUUUUGAUUAAAGUUGUAUGAAAAGGCAGCAUCUGCUUUUACUCCCUCUUCACAGCCACCAACUGUGGUUCUAUUCAGUGUGUUAAUUAUAAACAUCACCAAUCCCCAAAAUGAGUCUUAAGAAGGCAUUCAGACAACCUUUAGUGCUUUAUGGCCUUUGGAAAUACAAUCUUUAAUUUAAUAACCAGUCCCUCCAUCCAGAGGAACUUUGUCACUGUCCAGGUUUGUUUUUAAUUCACUGGAGUUGUGGGAAACAUUUUGUAUGGAUGCUUGAAAACUGUAAUGGAUGUAGAUAUAAAUGAUAUAUACAGCAUACACACAAAGACACACCUGUAUCAAAUUCACUAAUAUGAAAAUGUUUUUCAUUGAGAAUCCUUCAUUACUCUUCCUUGAUACUGUACCUGGUCUUAUGGUAAAGCCGUAGUGUGUUCCUUUCAGUUCUGUGGGAGUGUGUGUAUGUGUGUACAUGUGCACUUGUAACUGCUGGG
Thunnus maccoyii (southern bluefin tuna) is the source of this 9555-nucleotide messenger RNA. It is a transcript of the gene slc12a5a, whose product is annotated as solute carrier family 12 member 5a. Gene Ontology annotation, cellular component: membrane. Gene Ontology annotation, molecular function: potassium:chloride symporter activity. Gene Ontology annotation, biological process: chloride transmembrane transport; potassium ion import across plasma membrane; potassium ion homeostasis. The coding region runs from base 378 to 3956 and encodes 1192 amino acids. The record is from RefSeq and is a predicted model, not a curated record. The transcript has 27 exons. NCBI's taxonomy places the organism in Eukaryota, Metazoa, Chordata, Actinopteri, Scombriformes, Scombridae.